This is a messenger RNA of Durusdinium trenchii, 1047 nucleotides long. Lineage: Eukaryota; Dinophyceae; Suessiales; Symbiodiniaceae. The record is from the annotation of a GenBank genome assembly.
AUGGGUGGAGGCAGACGAGGUCCUGAUCCUGUAGAGUGGCCUGCAGGUGUAUCGGAUGAGGUGUCCAAGUCCAUGUCCUGGUUGAAGGGCACUGAGUGGGAGUGGAACAACGAUGGCUUUACACUCAAACUGACACGCGAUCAAGAGAUUGAAGCGCCCAUCCAGCAGUGCCAUCACGGCUGCAAGUGGACAGCCGAAAAGGGCAAACUAUACCUGUUCAUUGGCAGUGCUGGUAUAUUUGAGCGGAUUGAUAAGGACCCGAAGCCAUCAAAGCUUGAAGGGCAGAGGCUUAGAGGCUAUUCAAGACGAAAUUCGCGCGAGCGAUUGAUGCUGACGUUCCACCGGAUUUUUGACCAUGAAGCUGUAGAUUUGGACAAGGAUCUUUAUGAAGUCCUCGGCAUUCCAGAAGAUUCAGAUGAAGCGACCAUCAAAAAGGUCUAUAGAAAAUUGUCCAUUCAGUAUCAUCCGGACAAAAACCCGGAUGAAGCGUCGAAGGCGAAGUUUGCGGAGAUCCGGGACGCAUACGAAAUCCUGAACGAUCCCGAUAAGAAAAUCCUAUAUGACACAGGUGGCAUGGCAGCCGUGAAGGAUUCCGAGAAGGGCAAGGUUGAAUCCACGGGUGAUUUGAAUUCAGAAAUUGAAGUGAAUCUUGAAGAUCUCUACCUUGGUCAACAGUUCCAAGCAAAGGCCCAUCUGGGUCUCGUGUGUAGAGGAUGCCGCAAGAAUCCAGCUUCUCCAAAUUGCAAGGGCUGCCGGAAAUGUAAGAAUCAAAUCAAAGUAGUUCAGGUGCAAAUGGGGCCAUUUCUCACCCAGCAACAACAAGAAGUUCCUAGCAAGGAAAAGUGCAAGGAGAUUGAUGCGCCUUUGGAUGUUCACAUUGAGAAAGGCAUGAGCAGCGGCGACACGGUCACUUUUCCCAGGAUGGCGGAGGAACGGCCAGGGAUGUUGCCUGGAAGUGUCAUUCUGAAGCUCAAGGCCAGGAAGCAUCCCAAGUUCCAGCGGAAUGGGAACGAUUUGCACACUGCACCGGUCUCGGCUGGGGAUUGA